Diuraphis noxia (Russian wheat aphid) is the source of this 1393-nucleotide messenger RNA. Its product is annotated as ceramide-1-phosphate transfer protein. Gene Ontology annotation, cellular component: cytoplasm; cytosol; membrane. Gene Ontology annotation, molecular function: ceramide 1-phosphate transfer activity; ceramide 1-phosphate binding. Gene Ontology annotation, biological process: ceramide transport; intermembrane lipid transfer. NCBI's taxonomy places the organism in Eukaryota, Metazoa, Arthropoda, Insecta, Hemiptera, Aphididae. The record is from RefSeq and is a predicted model, not a curated record.
GAGGGGAGGGGACUCGCACGAACAACUUCUGUACGCCGACUUCACUGUAAUUUUAGUAAUUUUACGUACUCAAUAACAUCAAUGAUGGAGUUUUAAAGUGAACUGAUUGGCGAAUUGGCGAUUAAAAGUCGGUAAUUAAUAUURUUAAGUGUAAAACGUCUUAUCGGCGAUAAGUUAUCGCAAAAACGCRCGUCUCGAGUCUCUAAUUUCUAUAAAAGUCUACUGUAGUCUUUGGUACGUGCACAAUCGUCAGUGCUUGCUCGUUGUUUAAAACCGUUUUGAGCGUUAUUAUUACUCGUUAGUAGUCGUUACACCGCAGCCGAUCCUCAUCAUUUGAAAUUAAAGUGCAAUAUAUUUUAUUGGAGUGAUAGUGUACCGUUGCCGCGAUUAGCACGGUCACCGGUGAUCACUGUCCUUUAAAUAUCAUAAAAGUAAUUAAAAUUGAUGUUGAGAUGUUCAGCGUGGAGGCCGUUCAUAGUGCUUUCCAAGAAGCUCUGAUCGAAGAUGAUGACGUGGACGUGAAGAACUAUGCGUUGGCCUAUCAAGAACUCUGCAAAUUCUGUUCCCAACUGGGUGGCUUGUUCGGUUUCGUGGUCAGCGAUCUUGAGAAUAAGAUCGGACUCCUUAAACAGCUAGUAACUGAAGAUGAGCAAAACUUUUCCACUGUUCAGACUAUGAUAAUCCAUGAGAUUUCCAAGGAGUUGGUGUUCUCUGGUCGUUCUGGCUCCAUAACAUUGUUGAGAUUGCAUCGCGGUCUUGAAUUCAUUAUUCUAUUCAUGUCUAAACUUAUUCACCUUCAACCUGAUGAUAGCACUAAACACUGUGCUCAAGAAGCAUAUAAUCAAACAUUGGCCAGACACCACACAUGGAUUAUAAGAAAUGGUGCUCUGUUCGCUAUGAAUUUCCUUCCCUGUCAAAAAGUCUUGUAUAAACAGGUAGGUAUUUUUAAUAUGACAAAUUAGGUACCCCUUGGCAUUUUAUAUGUCAUACUUUCAUUGACACAUUUUAGAAUUUUAAUAUUAUAAACUAAUAUAACAUUUGAAGUAAAUUCAAUUAAGCAUACUAUUCAAAAUUUAAAGUAUGUUGAUGGGUAUUCUUUUAAUUGCUGCAUUAGUAUAAUUAAAAUUCAUGGGUUGGACAUAAUUUUAAAAUUUCCAUAUUUUGAUUUUUUUUUUGAAAUUCUCAAUAAAAUACCGAUAAUGUACAGCUGAAUAUACAGUGUAUGUACCUACUAGACAUAAACAUCAAACACUACUGAAGUUUGUACUGGUUGGUUAUGAGUUUAURACCCCUCAAUAGCCUGUCUUAUAAAUUAUUUUUUCACGUACAUUUGUGAAAAUCAGAACACGUUCAAUUCUGUAAAACAUUCUUGCCUAUUUUUUUUAUUCAUACA